AUGGCUUUAGAUCCAACUACAUACGACCGGUUGUACAUAAACGGCGAAUAUAUACGGUCCAAAUCCGACAAGACGCUAUCGCUACGCAGCCCUAAGAAUGGCAGCCUCAUUUCUGAUGUCGUGCCCUUGGCUGGCUCGGGCGAUGUCGACGCCGCCGUGCACCACGCUGAAGCUGCCUUUGCUGGUCCCUGGAGCCGGGUCUCGGCAGCCGAGCGGAGCGUCUGUCUGCUGCGGCUGGCCGGUCUGCUCAAGACUCGUCUACCGGACAUCCUAGCUCUCGACCGGCUUACGACCAACAAGACCGGCACAAUCCGAAGCAGUCUACUGCAGCUGGCCGGCUGGUUGAAGAAUCAGCCCAUAAGCAGAAUGUGGGCGUCGCUACUCUUCACGGAUGACAAGGAGAAGGUCUGGAGCUGUCUGCAACACUAUGCCGGCUUAACCGACAAGCAGAAAGACAGCUUCUCCCUUGCCGAUGAUGGCCACGUCAAGCUCGUGCGACACGAUCCGCUAGGUGUCUGCGUCGCCCUCAACGACCACAGUUCGCCCAUCGUCUCCUUUAUGGAAAUGGCCGUCCCCUGCCUGGUCACGGGGAACGUGCUGAUCGUGAAGCCGCCAGAGAAGUCGCCGCUGGGGUCCUUGGCUAUUGCACCGCUCUUUGAGCAGGCCGGGUUCCCUCGCGGCGUCGUCCAGGUCCUUACCGGUGAUGACUUCACCAGGGACCUGCUCUCAAGCCAUACGCGCAAUGUUUUGGCAAAGUAUCGCAUCUUUCGAUACUUUUAUUCCUCAUCGUCUCCUUCAGUUUCGCCAAGUGGGACAUGCCCGGCCAUCAUUUGUCGCGAUGCCGACAUGGAGAACGCACUGGCCUGGACUGUCGACAGUAUUUUUGCCGGACAGGGCCAGGUUGUCACCAGAACUGCCCUCUACAUUCAUAGGGCCAUCGCAGCCGACUUUCUCGAGGCCUACACGCAGCGCAUAAAUGCCGCUACUGACCGCCUCAAAAUACAACCAGCCGAUUUUGCUGAAUCACAGCCACACAUCCAGAUCGUCACCUUUGAGAGCGAAGACGGGGUCAUGCAGCGAGUGAAUGACUCUGAUCACGGCAUCAUAGCCAGCGUCUUUACCAGAGAUGCAGCCCGGGGCAUACAGUUCUCGUCCCGCAUCGACGCCCGUGUGGUAGGCAUCAACUGUAUUAGAACGUUAGCAAGAAGCCCUCAACUAUCAUUGUUUAUGAUUACAGGGAACAGGUAA
Messenger RNA from Grosmannia clavigera kw1407, 1248 nucleotides. Its product is annotated as aldehyde dehydrogenase 1a3. The coding region runs from base 1 to 1248 and encodes 415 amino acids. The record is from RefSeq and is a predicted model, not a curated record. The transcript has 5 exons. Gene Ontology annotation, molecular function: aldehyde dehydrogenase (NAD+) activity. NCBI's taxonomy places the organism in Eukaryota, Fungi, Ascomycota, Sordariomycetes, Ophiostomatales, Ophiostomataceae.